GUUGGAUGAUAUUUACCUGCGCGUGCAAGUUGGGAAUCAGGAGCGUACCGUCGCGUUGGCUCCGAGAACCUCGAGUGCCUCGAGACCGUAUUCCUCGCACUGUUAGCUGCGUGCUAGCUACCCGUACAAGAUCGCCGGCAUGCGAUUGUUAUAGCAGACGAGAAUCGAGGGACAAGGGGAAGAGAUCUGAAACGUUUCAACGAUCAACAUGCUGUCCAAGUUGCUGGCCGUGCUCUGCACAGCACUUCCGUUGGUGCUGUCGCAGAGCAAUUAUGCGUCGCACGGUAACAGCAUCGAGUAUCAGCCCGGUUUGCCACCCAGUACGGUCCUCGACGGGAAGGUGACCAAACUGGACGACAUCUCGUCGAUGAUAUUUCUGAACCGCACGAAGGCGUACCUGAAUUGCAGCCAGGGUAGCAUGCACGUCGAGCUGAAGUUCGAGGAACCGUUUUAUGGUGUCGCCUACGCCGAUUUCGAUCGUAACAGCGCCUGCAUAUUCAAAGGACGCGGAGCAACCAGUGCUAAGUUGGAACUACCUCUAAAAGGAUGUGGCACGAGGCAGGAUCCUCAACGCGUUUUCACCAAUAAUGUUGUAGUUCGUUUUCAUCCGGGCCUCGAAAUGGACGGCGACGAAGUUAUCACGAUAGUCUGCAGAUAUCCUCCUCCCGUUGUGCAAGCAGCACCCGCGCCUCCUGCUAGCGUGCUGGCUACCGCGACUCCCGCUCCGUUGGCCGAACCACCCCUAAAAGGAUUUCAGAUUUUGCUGAUCAUCUGCGCGAUCCUGUUCCUGUCGUUGCUCCUGCUGGGUCUGGGCUGCUCGUACAUGUGCUUGAAACGCAGAAACGUUCGCGUCAUCCAUCGUCAUCCGUUCGGCAGCAGCUCUGGCUCCGAGAUAACCAAACUCUCCACGUCGUCUCUAAGCAACAUCACCAUGUUCGAGGGUCUGAAAAUACCUAGGGCUCACGCCCUUCUUCACGCACCUCCGUCCACUACGGGCAGCGACGCCAAUUUGAUGAUCGAUCAUUCCUUACCUAGCGAUUACCCCAGCGAAAGUUCAGAGGUGGACGAAGAACCUUCGCUGCCUGUAUCUUCGGCCGGCUCGUACGACAACAAGGCGUUCAUUCACCACGAAACUCAUCAACGACAAGAAAUACGCACCAACAGUUCCCUGUAUUCGGAGACGGUGGCUGCCGAAGUAGAAACGUCGUCCAUGACAGCGGCGAACGCUUCGAGAACCGCGAUACCUCGACACAUGAUGGCCAUGCCGCUAGAGCCAAAGUUCGACGUGCAAAUGCGAGUGAAAAGAGCUCCGCCGCCCCCGCCCAGCCCUCUGUCUCUCUUGUCGGAAUCCGACGUGGCAAGCGUUGCCUUGGAAAGAAACCUGACCACGAUCCUAGAGAAGGAAGAGUCCAGCCUUACUCGCGGUCUGGAGAGUCCAGCCGGUAGAAUGACGACCUUCUCCUACGUUCCGGAUCAUCAUGGACCACCACCGGGAGGAGCCUCUUCCGGCUCGACGAUAUCCCGCCAGCAAACGCCGCCCGUUUACUCGAGGAUUCUGAGGAAACAGGCAGAAAGAGAGACGACCACGACCAGCACCAGCCUCGUACAAGAACGAAUUCCCUCUCCCGCGGAUUCCCCGGUCGAACAACCGCCUCUUCUUCAACACCACGAGAUUCGCAGACCGAGAUCCUUGACUUCCCUGAACACCGAAUUAACGGAGACGCGUUCCCUCACCGAAGUGACCGACCACACUCAUGCCAAGUACAAAGUGGCCAGUAUCCUCGCGCCGACGCCGCCGCCGCCCCCGCCUAUCGUUCCAACGGCCACGACGACUCACACGGCUAUACAACACCGCGAACAUAGGCUGUUCCGCGAAGAGGCGACGGAACCGCUGGUCGAGCCUCAGGUGGUCGCCCCAAGGCGUCCAGAGAUCACGACGCACGAAGUAGACGACGUGUUCUUGAAAACGGUGACGGAGAAGAAGACGAUCGAGGACGUGGAGCGUCAUCGUCGCCAGGUGACCGAGUACAGAACCAGACCACAGCCGCCGCCCGACCCGAAAUGGGACGUCACCAUCAGGAACUAUCCGCAAGAGAACCUGCCGCCACCCCCGCCGGAGUGGGAGAACUUCUCCGACAUCAGUUCCACUUCCAAUCUGACUAUCACGAACGAAACUAACGGAAUCCAAGUAGACGUCGACGCCCCGUUGGACGAGGAGCCCGACAUCAACAUCGAGCCAACGUACACGGCUCGCGCCGAGAUACCUUGCAGACUGGCUCCGUCGUCGCGUCGUUCGAUCGACGAGACCGACGCCGACUGGUUCACCAGGCUGUCCCGCGUCUUGGACCCGCGUUACACCACCGAACUGACCGAACACGAACGCGCCAGAUGGCGGGAGAUCAUUACGACGGACAGCACCCUGAGGACGCUGUUGACCGAAGCUGUCGUCAAAGAGGACUACGAGCUGAUACGCAAAGACGCCAGAUACACCAAUCUCUUCCCACCGGCGAAAUGGGACGUGAUCAUUCGAAUCCUGGGACCCCAUUCGACGCAAGCCGGGUCCACGUCGUCGUCCAAUCACGGAAAGAAUCACGGACAGAGAUACAAGAGGUCGAAAUCGUCCGAGUGGGACACCAGGUCCAGGAGAUCGUCGCUGCCGACUCUGUACGAGUACGAGAGCGACGGAGGCAGCUCUGCUCGUAGCCAGGGCCACCGGUUGCAGAUCUCGCAGUCGGCCACGGCGAUGGGUCAACCGAGCCGAUUGCGCAGAUUAGGCUCGAGUCACAGAGGCGCGGGCGGUAGCAGCGAAGUGGACGUCAGGUCGAUGUCCGAGAUGACGGUCAGAGAUUUCGUCAGAGUGGACCGCGACGACCUGACGAGUCUGAGCUCGUUCGAGGGCGCCGACUCGUUGGUCAGGUCCCUCAGUCAGCCUAGCUUAGCCAGAAGCGGUUCGGAGUUCACCGAGCACUGGGGUAUACCGUCGGGGAUGCUCGACCUACCACCGUGGGCGGCGGAGGACGCGGAACAGGGGACCAGUUCCGUCGAAACUACGCCCAGAGUCGUCAGAAGAAACGAUCGUUUGGAUGUUGUCGCUUCGUUCGAGGAUCGCAGACAACCGCCGGUUGGGCCAAGCUCCUCGACGACCAGAUCGAGUCGCUACAUGGAAAGAGAGCUGACCAGCGUACGCGUGUCCGAGAGUCAACGAACCACCAACUGGUUCCACGACGAUUCUGAGCCAGAGAUGCAAAUCUGAGCUGCCAAUUUUCUUCACAAGUGUCUUUUCAUUACGCUCUUCUCGUUUCGUUGUUACCACGAUCGAGCCAGAACACGAGUCGCUUUCGAUAGCUACAUUCCGACAAGCAUAUUUAUUCUUUAAACUCUCUUCUGUAUUCGCUUCAUACCUAUAUACCUUUUCUUUUUUUUCUAUUUUUUUUUUUUAACCAAGUUGUUAACUAAAACACCAGUUCGAUGGCCAACUGUCUCACUGCCUGGUUGCAAGAACAAUUCGUUAACGUUCACUGCCUGUUUCUUCCUCGCGCCCGGCAGACCAAAAUCGAAAGAUGAAAGACGAAAGUCUGCCUUUUCGCUGGGAGCAGCGUCUCUACAAACGUCCAACGAAUAUUUCUAUACGACUCAACGCGUCGACCACCAUAUUUUAUACGUUCCAAGCCGCGAUUCAAAACGGUUGCUUUCGACGAUGCCAUACGAGGGACAGUUUUCCUCGAGUACGCCAACGAACAGAAAUGUUUACGGACGUACCCGACAACUAGCGAUUAACGUUAGUAAUUUCAUCGUUUCGUUCCAGCCAAUAACAAAGCUUAAUGUUUGGAAGACAUUAAUCGACACUAACACACGGCAGUCGAUGCGUUGAAAAACGAUAGCCAUUCUCUACACUCGCCACUCGAAAUAUAAUAGAAGAAAGUCGUGUUCGAUAACAGGUAUUCGCGGCUUUAACGAACGAGUGGGACUGUAGAUUAUAGCAAAGGUAUCGAAUUAACCAUAAAUUAAUAAUUCGCUCCAAGCAAGUUAAAGGGUAAUGUUUACAAUUAACCACGCAACAAAUUAUUUUUCCUAACGAUCGACGAAUGGCCGGACGUCCAUUCACCAUGACUUUUUGGAGCGGUAUUUAACACGUUCGCUACCAACCUUACCACGGUUCUUUCAUUCCGCGUUGUUUUCGAGUUUCAAUUUCGCCUCAUUAUCAAUUCUUUUUACUCGAUAAACGAUAGACUCGCAAUUCUCUCGGAUAUAAGCUCGGUUAAUAAACAAGCAAAGGGAAACGAGCCACAGAGAACACGAAAAGUUGAUGCUCGAGCAUGAACCAUCCAAGAGACCCAACAAAAGUUACAAUUUCUUCCAAUUAACUGCAACAGUACUACAUCGCAACCCUCUAUUAUUUCUGCUUGGAUUACUGCAACAUCCUACGGAAAAGGAACUUCGUAACAGUAUGUAGUUCGAAAAGAAAACCAUCCGGAAUAAUAGACAGAAAAAGAGAAACAGAAUAAUAGUCAUUACCUAUCCCGGCCUUAUUACACUCUGCGUAAAUAAUACCCUUAUUCUUCUUGACGGUCGUAUGUUACCUCUGUCUCUAUACUGAUUACCUUCCCAGAGGCAACAGCGAGCUUCUUGACUAUUUGAACUAGAAAACAAUGGGAAUAACAAGGGUAAACCGAGUUAACGAAAGUGUUAAAUAUUCGGUCGGUAGUACCGCUGCCUGCGAUAAUAGUCUAUUUAAAUACGUAACGAAACAUACGGUGCUGGGUUAUACGCUUCAAACAAUAGCUAAAUAGGAUUGACUCCCUUCUUCAAGACGUACGUUAAUCUUCUCAGAGUUAAAUGUAUCCUAUAUGCAGAGUGUGUGUUGCUGGUUCGGAGAGAUAUCGACCAGCGCAGCGCGACGUGCACGCGAAUAACUAGUUUGUUCGCAACCAUCUACUUAUACACAGGAUAUCUCGCAACGCGUGCUCGUAACAACUUCCUGAGCCAAAAAUAACACAACUUUAGAAACAAAUAUACCGAACAAGUGUAUGUUCCUUCGGUUAUCGACGGUCAAAAUCCAAUCGACGUGCAACGUACAACGAAUCGAAAGCGCUUCUCGUUCUUUUGAACGGGAAACGUCCGCGAACCGUUCGAUACCAACGUCGAUGAAACUUUCCACUUUUACCGGAGCAGCCAAGAAUAAGAAACACGUAUUUUUUUCUAACUGCGUAAACUCAAGUUUAAGGGGUAAAACUACCCUUCAAAGUUUCAACCCUCUAAUGCUAUCUUGGAAAUUAUCGUUGAAGGUAUAUGCAACUGGCGUGUACGAAAGAUUAAUAAGAAAAUAAAACGAACGCUUAUACGACAUUUAAUUCUUAGACUUUUUAUAAAGACGAGACAGUGAGAUAUUUUUAUACUGUAUUUACAAUGGGAUUGUAAAAGUUUUUAUUUUAUUCGAAAAUGAUAUUAUAAACGAGUAAUUGUAACGAUCUCCAAGACUGAUAACCAAUUUUCGCGAAAUUCGACUUUUAUAAUAAAGUAAACGUGUCAUGAAUUCAUUACGAUCAGCGCGAUACAUCUGCAACUACUUUUGUGGAAUUAAUGUAAAAUGGGUUCGAAUUGAUUUGUAAAAUGUACAUAUAGUAAAUAAUAAUAAUGCACGUGAAUCGUACCACAGGUAUAUUACGAAUUGGCUUCCUUUUUUUUAGCUGCUGGUUUCAUCCCUUAAACUUGACUCGAAAUCAGCAACAUUUCGCGAAUGUUUCUUUCAUGUUUAAAGACACUCGCUGAACGUAACAUCUUUUUUUAUUAUUUCACGUCCUACGUAUAGCUUGGAUCGUUGGUAUCGAUAACUGAACAAAUCGUAGUUCGAGUUAUGCCGAAAUCACUCAAAACUGUUUUAUUUGUGAUUCUGAGCUUACGGUUUAAAAUGUAUCCUAUUUGAAUCUUUCCACGAAUUUUACGAAACAGUUUGCCAUUUAUACAAACGUUUUAAACUAAAUUCGCUACGUUUGUAUAUAUAACAAACAAAAAUUUAUUUCCUUGAUUUAAACAGUUAUUCGGGCAAAAGCUAUAUUCGUUCAAUGUCAAGUAUCAUUUAAUGGUACAAAUUAAUGUUUAUUCAACAAAUGGGUAGGUGCUUGAAAAACUCAAGUAUCAGAGAUAAAAAAUUUGUAAAAUAGCUACACCUAAAGUAAUUAGGCUGACCAUGAGGUAUUCUACUGGAAAUAGAUUGGCUUUAGUCCGAAACACUCGUUUAACUGAUCAAUAGUUUCACAACUAACCGCGUGGAAAGAUUAAAAUGGGACAUCCUAUAUAUAUAUAUAUAUAUAUACAUAUAUAUAUAAAUGUAUUAACAAAGAGUAAUCGUUCCCAUGGAAUAAUUUUCCGUCCAAUCAACGUUUUCCAAGCCAAGAAUGUUGUAUGCUUUUUUUUUACAAAAGAUGGCGGCAAGCCGACGUUUUAAAUUUUACUGUAAUAUUUUUUACCGUUGCGUAAAACUAACGAAGAGGUCUUAAAAAUGUACAGGAUCUCUAACAACAACAAAAAUGCAUCUCCU
Molecule: messenger RNA, 6538 nt
Organism: Colletes gigas
Lineage: Eukaryota; Metazoa; Arthropoda; Insecta; Hymenoptera; Colletidae
Gene: pot
Exons: 6
Coding region: 209-3253 (1014 amino acids)
Source: RefSeq, a predicted model, not a curated record